UAGAUAUAAACAACCCAAAAUACAUACGCGCGCGCCGCGGAGACGAGAUAAAUAACCUGCGAUAACCCCGGACCACUGGAAUCUGGAUAGCGGGCACAGCAAGUCCAAAAAAAGUCCCGAGGAAGCAAGUGGAAGGCUGGAAGACCUCGCCACAGCUUGCCCCCUCCCCCGCCCUCGCGCUCGGGCCUCGCUCCACACCCAGGAAAAGCUCAACCACAACUCUGGACUGACACGCUCGCGCCACGCGUCCCUCUCCUCACAACGCAAUGAUUCCGCCACCCGGAGGGUUCGCCACCAACCUUCAGCUCUUCAAGAGCCUCCUUCUCAACCUGUCGGCCACGGCUCCACUGCUGCGCCUCGUCCCGCCCUCGCUGCUGGCCCGCGCGAGAGCGAGCGGCCGCGAGCGGCUGUGCAAUGCGACCGUCGACUUCAACGUGGAGCACAACCUGGUGCUUCCGGGCGGCCGGGACGCUCAAGGCGCCCGUCCCGGCAUCUGCCCCGACCGCGUCACGUCAGCCGACGGCACGCCGUACCUUGUUCGCCUCAAAAACGCCGGCGCCUUCCUCCACAGCGAUGUCGCUGUCGAGUACUCUCGUCCAAACAUAGAGCACCUCGCUCGCUCGGGCCACUUCACGCCGCAGGAACUCAGCAAGCUGGUGUACAUCCCGCCACUGCCGUGGACGUACGCGCCCGGCGCGGCGCACACGCGCGACGUGCGCAUUCUCGUCACCUUCUCCUCUGACGUC
This is a messenger RNA of Emiliania huxleyi CCMP1516, 746 nucleotides long. RefSeq lists its product as hypothetical. NCBI's taxonomy places the organism in Eukaryota, Haptophyta, Isochrysidales, Noelaerhabdaceae. The record is from RefSeq and is a predicted model, not a curated record. The transcript has a single exon. The annotation marks the transcript as partial.